AACAACUACACAUCUGCACAGAAACACACAAAAUGCACAAAAACACAUUCUCUCUCACAUCUGCACAUUAACACACCUUGAAUCAGUGCCCAGUCAGACUUUUUUUUUUUUGCACAACCGCCUUUGAUCUUUGAUAUGCCAUGCAUUGCAUUAAUUAUGUAUCUUGCCUCAGUACAAACGUGGUGAACACCUUCAGGUAUUUAAUAGGAGCAGGCUCACUGGGGCCUGGAGGAUGGCUGCAGGAGGCUUAUAUACAGUAUGUGCUGCAUUGCUCCUAUGUGCACUGCAUAAGGGAUUUUACAGUAUGGGGAGAAUAUAAAGCCCACGUCUGUGGUGCUCUCCUUCAAUCUGGGCCAAAGCAGGACAUUUCUCACUCUCCUGAAACAUGUGCCUGCUCUGUGUGUACAGGAUUGAGCGUUGAAGGAGAGGAGGUGCACGCAAAACGGAUGUGUCUUGGAUUAGGCAUAAACUGUCAGGGCCAGAACAGAUAUAGCAGCAAGAACAAUGACAGCAAGAUGAUCUAGAUCUAACAUUGGUACAAUACAGUGAGAGUUAUGCAAAUUGAGCAUGCUGCCGCUUGCUGUAAAGCUAGCCUAGGGGAUCUUAUGUGAAUCUGCCCCAAACUUUUAUGUAUCUGCAAUAAAUUCAUAGAUAUUCCCUCAUUUUUUAUGCCAUGUUGGCAAAUCACAGUAUGAAUAUCAUAAACAUUAACAGAUGUAGAGUGGAGAGUUUUGAGAAAAAAUAUUGGUAUUGUAACUGUGUAACAUUUUUUCUUGCGCAAUUUUCUGGUCUGGAUCUACUUUUUUGUUGUUGUUUUACAUAAUAAAAACACAGUAUCUCAUUGUUAGGACUGGGCUGUGCUAGCCAGAAGUUGGUAAAAUAUCUGGAUUUGUUAAGCUUAUUUCUUUCCUCACAGUUUUGUUAGGCUCUUUAGGGAGAAUGGAGUUUGUUUUUAUCUAAAUCUCAAUGUACAAAACAUGCAGGCAAAUUUGGGCUAAAGCUAAACCAAAGAUAUUUUAAAGGAUGUUGAUUCUACAGCAGAUUUGAUAUCAGAUUUCAAUGGGAUAAAGUGCUAUCAAACCACAGCCCUACUGUGUAAGUGUGUGUUUAUUUUAUUUUAUCUUUUCUUAAUGUUGUAGCAGCUUCUAAGAGAGAUAGGCUAAUUGCUUCAGCAGUGAGUAGAUGCAGUUGAAACAUCUAUCUACUGAGCCAACAGCCCUAGUUCAACAGAUGUGACCAGGUUAAAAUAACAGGAGAUAAGCAGUGAAAAGAAUAAGAAGCUGUUGCUCAGCUGAAAGAGCCCCACGUGAAUUUGGAAAACCUCUACCUCGAGGAAAACCGUACACUUUUAAUAUCCAAGAUGAAAUGUGCUGUAUAUUUAUGUUUUUCUUUCUUUCCUUUGUGUGAAUUUCAAAGUUCACGAUGAGGCUCCCGCCUGUAUCCGUGGUGUCGCUGCAGCUCGGUCUACGUUGGUGGGAGUACCCCCUGCACAGGUCCCUUUUGCAAUGCAGAUCCAGUAGUUGGAGUUGUUGUACACCGAGCACGAGAGAGGGAGAGGAGAGGAGUGUGAGCGCAGCAGCUGAGUGAACAAACAUUAGGUAGAAACAUUAGGUUAUCUUCUGAGACUAUCAGACAUCGACCUGUCACUUUUACCGCUUUAAGCCGAGUCCCGUCUUCUCGAAGAGGAUCACAGCAGCGACAGCGGCAGCAGCAGCAGCAGCAGAAGCAGAGUCCUGGUCUGGUCUGGUCUGCUUGAGCAGCAGCCGCCUGCGAAAAACUCCCAAACGCGGCCGUCUCAGCUGGCAUGAGCUAACCUACCAGGCAGACAUGGAAACCAAACCAUUCUUGUCAUUGGGGUUCCUGAAGCCCCAGUGCUCGUUGGCUCCUCCCAUGCAGCGAGGUCGCUCAGGCGAGGCAUGUUCCUGUUUCAGUGGUGUGUGUCCCCUCCAUCAGCGUCGCCUAUCCUCAGACUCUUCAGGCCAGAUGACCUCCUCGCCCUUGGGCUCACCCACAUCCCACCGGGGAAUGCACCCGUCUCUGCUCAGCCCAACGUCCAUGGGACCCUCUGGCUCUCUCCACUCUCCCAUCAGCACGCUGAGUUCACCCAUGAACGGCAUGGCCUCACCCUUCUCUGUCAUAAGCUCACCCAUGGGCCCUCACUCCAUGAACUCGCCGGGCAUGGGCUAUGGCCCCAGCGUCAGUCCCCAGCUGAACUCUCCGAUGAACUCAGUCAGCAGCACGGAGGACAUCAAGCCCCCGCUGGGCCUCAACGGUGUGAUGAAGGUGCCUGCCCAGCCCUCAGGCACAGCCCUGUCACUCACCAAACACAUCUGCGCCAUCUGUGGUGACCGCUCCUCAGGUAAACACUAUGGAGUAUACAGCUGUGAGGGCUGCAAAGGUUUUUUCAAAAGGACGGUGCGCAAAGACCUGACCUACACCUGUCGUGACAACAAGGACUGUGUCAUCGACAAACGCCAGAGGAACCGCUGCCAGUACUGUCGCUACCAGAAGUGUUUAGCCAUGGGCAUGAAGAGAGAAGUUUUGUUACAUGCAGCCGUUCAGGAGGAGCGCCAGAGAGCCAAGGACAAAAAUGAGAACGAGGUGGAGUCCACCAGCUGCGCCAAUGAGGACAUGCCCGUGGAGAAGAUCCUGGAAGCCGAGCAGGCGGUGGAACCCAAAACGGAGACCUACAUUGAGACCAACCUUGGUGUGCCAUCUAACUCGCCCAACGACCCAGUGACAAAUAUCUGUCAGGCGGCUGACAAACAGCUCUUUACCCUGGUGGAGUGGGCUAAGAGGAUCCCCCAUUUCUCUGAGCUGCCGCUGGAUGACCAGGUCAUCCUUCUACGAGCAGGUUGGAAUGAGCUCCUCAUUGCAUCAUUUUCGCACCGUUCGAUAGCGGUUAAAGAUGGGAUCCUGUUGGCAACUGGGUUGCAUGUCCACCGCAACAGUGCCCAUAGUGCUGGAGUGGGAGCCAUUUUUGACAGAGUGCUCACAGAACUGGUGUCUAAGAUGAGGGAUAUGCAGAUGGAUAAGACAGAACUGGGGUGCCUUCGAGCUAUCGUCCUUUUCAACCCUGAUUCUAAAGGUCUAUCCAACCCAGGCGAGGUAGAAGCCCUGAGAGAGAAAGUCUAUGCGUCUUUAGAGGCCUACUGCAAACAGAAAUACCCCGAGCAGCCUGGCAGGUUUGCCAAGCUGUUGCUGCGGUUACCAGCGCUGCGCUCCAUUGGCCUCAAGUGUCUGGAGCACUUGUUCUUCUUCAAACUCAUCGGCGACACGCCCAUCGACACCUUUCUCAUGGAGAUGCUAGAAGCUCCGCAUCAAAUGACAUAAUAGCAUAGAGGGUUUGACUCUCCCUCCCUCCCUGUCCGCUCCUCCUCCUCUUCCUCCCUCCGCCUCCCCCUCCCCUACAUCUCCCACCAGCCCUGGAUCAGGAGCAGGGUUCUUUUUAAAAAUCCUGUCUCCAGCAAGGGACAGAUCAUGUGACGACUUUGGUUGGAGAACCUCUCCCUUCCUCCCUCCCUCCUCUCCUUGGCUCCCUUUGAUGUGUUUCGAAAACAAUGAAAUCAUCAUGUCUAUGGGUCUGUUUUAUACCUUGUAAAAAUAUAUAAAUAAGAAAUAUAUAUAUGAAAAAUCACACGACAACACAAGUGACAACAGUGGACUGAAAUGAGGACGGACAGAGGACAAAAGAAACGUAUUGAGCCAUCGUUUUCAUCUUUGCUGUUCCUACACCUUGACAAGAAAAAGCGGAGAUGAUCAGGUUUUAACACCCACGGUUAUGCUUCCAGGUAUACUCAAAAAAAAUUGGUGAUGAUGUCAUAUUCAGACACUCAGCAUUGUGAUUGGGACAAUCGUGGACUUGGAGAGCCUCAGGGCUGUCUAGACUUGGACCUGAGCCCUCUCUGUCUUUCAGAACUGAACUUAACUUUGGGGAGGGACAGCGGGAGAAAGACACGUGUGCUUAAAGGAACUCGUCCGUUCCUGCCUGACUCGACUGAACACAUCAGGUCUUGCACUAGCUGUUUUUGAAGUGUGAGCUCUCUGGAGUAGAACUCAGAGGUAGGUUAACAGGACUGCAAGUGUUCAAAAACCUCAGGUCUCUGCCCAAUUCCAACAAAUACAACCAUGUCUUACUCUGUUAGCACUGUGCAACAUCGGGGAGGACGACGUUAUUAGUCCACUAAUCAGCCCUUCAGUUAAUAUAUUGAUCGAUAAAGAGUUGGGAGAGCUUGUUAUGUACAACCUGCGCUGUUCUUUCUGCACAUAGGAAAAUGCUGGCUGUUGUAAAUUAGCCUCACAUUAGCUUUAUGCUACAAGAGCAUCUCUGGAGGCUCUGAAAGGCAACCAGCAAGCGCAGCGACUUGGAACAACUUUUGUCAUCCUGUUUUAAACAUAUGGCCUUCAUCAAAACCUUUCAAGUGAUCACAACAAACUUGGAUGGCUUGAAAGUGAGCGCACAGUCUCAUCUGUGGGGGAGCAUUGUUGUUUCAUCAGCCCCUGAGCUCCUUUUCGUCCCUUGUCCAACCUCCCCACUUCUUAUUUCAUGUGAAUUUCAGCACACCAUUUACACCUCCACACUCAGAAAUCCCUCUGCUCAAAGCAGUGGGUAUUAGCUUUUCAAAACACCUCAUAUCUACCUGUACAGAAAGUUACAACCGUAUACAGUAUUGACGUUAUUUUCAGUUUUCAUUUUAACAACAGCAAUGCACAAUUACCUCUGUUUCCAUCCGUCAGACCCUCAGUUCUUGACACUCAUGUAACCAGAAGUGCGUGUUGUUGCAGCAGAGCCAUUAUUUGUUUAUUUGUUUGUUACUUGGCACUUAACCUCAUGACAGUGGAGUCGGGUUCCUAAACGGAGAGCUGAUGUUGAUGCAAUCGACCUCUGAGGUGGAAUUUGGCUCGGGCCCAAUCAGGAUUGCCCCAAUUGUUGUCCUCCUCAGAGGGGCACGCACACUCGCUCUCUCUGCACUUCUCUGGACAACAAAGUGUCAUUCAAGUUGAACUGAAAUGUUAAAUGUCUCCAUGUUAUGUAUAAAUAUGCUUUAUGCCCAUAUUCUGCUUUUUUUCUUCUCCUUUUCUCUAAAUGCUGCAGCUGCUGCAAAACUAUGCAUCGAGUGCAUUUCCAAAGAUUGUCCACAGAGCGGGUGCAUAUUACUUACAGCUUAAAAAGGUCUAAUUCCUUUUAAAACAAAUGUUUUGUGAGGUGUGGGUCCACUGUAAUAUUUUCCUGAUCAGGAACAGAAAUCUAAUUUAGAUUAUUUUCCCAAUUCUGUACUGGUUUAUUCAGCCUUGACUGAUUAUAUAGAAAACAAACAGCCAUUUAGCCCUCAUUUCAAAGUGUUUUAUGGAACAGUGGAGUAUAGCAGAGUAUAAGGACAUGGUAGAGUGCGAUAUGAGAAAAGGACUAAAAGAGAAUUAAAUUCAAGGAGUUCUCUCCAGUGUCUGUAUAUAUACCACUUUACAUCGGUUAAUGGUCAGAGUGAGUGUAUGGAGUCUUUAGAGUGCCACGUAAAGAAUCUUUUUUUUUUUUUCAAUUAAUAUAGAAAACUUCAAUUAUCAGAUUUACAUUUAAAUCUUCCAUUAUAAAACUGAAAGUAAAAAGUAAAUUAAGAGAAUUACAUUUCCAUUUGAGGAUUCAAAUUAUUAUGAUUUUUUUUACAUUAAAUAAUAAUUAGACUUUAAAAUUGAAUCAUAAUACUGAUUAAAAAAAAGGCUUUUAAAUCUUUCCAUGUCCUCAAUAUAGUCUGCCUUAAUUUGUUAACUGCUUUAACAUCACACAGUUUCCAUUUUUUGAAAGCUUUCAUUUAUAGCAUUUGAAGCGUCACUUAAAAUUGAAAUAACGCCGACCCACACAUGAGCAACAGGAGCUACUAUUGGCCAAUUGUCAAUAUCCGACCCAACUUCAGAUUUCAGCUCAUUACAGCUUUUUUCAAUUUGUCGACUUAUUAAUUGAAAAUAAAGUCUGUUAAAAAAGUCACAAAAAGUAUCUAAUUAUUAUUCUGCUGGCACCAUUAGGACUCCAUAGAGUGCUAACUCUGACCAAUACACCAAUGAAACAAUGUUUAUGCAUCAUUCUCUCAGCGUGAUUCAGGGCUGGUUUCACAGAUGUGCAUCACUGAAGGACCUCCACUGGGGCCAUAAUCCACCUCUGAGAAACUGAUCCCCAGACAUCCGCUGAUCUUUUUCCUUAUGAAGAAAAAGCAAAGACCCGGUUCAGACGCCAGCUUUGAAAUGUCAGAUACUGUACGCUUCAAGCAGGACUAUGACAUUUACUUUCAGCCUCAGAGCAGUUUGGAUAGGAGAAUGAGCGAGUGAGCGAUAUGGCGGAGAUUUAAGAGCUGUGAGCUCCAUCUAGUGGAAGAGAAGCAGCACUGCAACAUUACUUGAAUUUUUCUACUUAUUUAAUCAGACAACAAGACAGCACUUUCUUACAGUGUUAUUAUCAUCAAUGUUCUUUUGGAUCAGACAAAACCUCAGUGUCUGUGCUUGUUAAGUAGCAAUAACUUCAGUAUGAACUAUUGGCUUGUUGCUUUAUUAUCACUCAAAAGUUUCAAUGAGGUGGCCUGUGUUAUUACAAACUAUCCAGGGGACAGUAUUGACUGCCAGCUUGAGCUCAGUUUACAGUAUUUAUAUUCUGGAAAUGACUCGUUUGUCUGUUAAAAGAAAAGUUAAAUUUUAAUUAAAUUGUUGUCAAUUUAAGCAUUUUGGCAAAGACUCUACUCUCACUCUACUCUCUUUAAGCUUUUUCUGUACGACUGGGCUAGAUUUGUUGAAUUAUUUUUUAAAGGAAUGCAGAUUUUCAUCAAGAGAAGCAGAUAUUAAGCAAUUAAAUGUAUGCAUUUUCGUCAGGGUGACCCAACUUUAAAUUGAAAAUCCUCCUGUUCUCUUUAGUGUAAUGAGGUCUCCUGCUCUUAGUUUACUGUGAUUGGUUCCCGCAGAUAUCUUAAGCCAUAAAGUGGAAGACAUGGGAGCUCACUCCCCUGCAGGAAAUGGACAGACAAGGAUCUUUAGAAGAGAAAAAGAAAUGAUCACCUACAUAGAAUGAUAACCUACAUGAAUGCUUUAUAACAUAAAGCUAUAUUUUGUUAAUAUGUAUAUGUGUAUAUAUUUAUAAAUAUAUAUCAACAGAUCUGUUCCUUGAGUAUUUCCAGCAUCAAAAGAGGGAGCAGGCAAGUCUUUCAGACCAAACUCUUGCGCACCAGGUGUUCUUGAACUCAGAGUUUUAAGGUGUUUUCUUUUUCACAAAUUUUUAGCAUUUCGAUCUUGACUUUAUAAAAUGAAUAUUGAUCAACCAGCAGAAACUCAAAAGAACCAGCUCCUCAGCAGUUUUAUGGGACCUCAAAAAACUAUCAAAGAGAGAGAGAAAAAAAAGGUUAAGUCUUUAAACCCUCCAAAAUGUGUGUGUUGCUUGGCAAUUGUAUGUUCAAAAAGUGUAAUCAGGAAAAGCUGAGCUUGUGACACAAUCACUGCUUUCUUUGUUGCAUAGACAGUAAAAUGUUCAAGUCAAAAAAAAAGAAAAAAAAACACUUGGAAAAGAUCUAUUUUUGUACAAAGGUAAUUUUAUCCCUUGCUUAUGUGCUCUGUUCUUUGCCUUUUCUUCUGUGGGCUGUUGUAUACAUUGUGGAAAAGCUUAUUCGAUGAGGCAAAGAUAACAUUUUCAGAUUGAAAAUGAGAGGAAUAGUUGGCUGGUAACUGUGUCGCCUUUACUUCGCCAUUUUCAACCUGUCGCUGUGAGAUGGGAAUGUCUUCUUUCAUUAUAUUUUUGUCUAUUUUUAAGGAGGUGGAAUUUUGUCAUCUGUUCUUUGUGGGUUGUUCUCUGAUGUUCUAUCUUUCAUGGACAGAAAAAAGUUAUUAAAAAACUUAAAGUGA
Molecule: messenger RNA, 7872 nt
Organism: Lates calcarifer (barramundi perch)
Lineage: Eukaryota; Metazoa; Chordata; Actinopteri; Centropomidae
Gene: rxraa
Product: retinoid X receptor, alpha a
Exons: 11
Coding region: 1828-3333 (501 amino acids)
Biological process (GO): positive regulation of transcription by RNA polymerase II; negative regulation of transcription by RNA polymerase II; retinoic acid receptor signaling pathway
Cellular component (GO): nucleus; RNA polymerase II transcription regulator complex
Molecular function (GO): nuclear receptor activity; retinoic acid-responsive element binding; nuclear steroid receptor activity
Source: RefSeq, a predicted model, not a curated record